AUGUCUACGCUGACCACAAGACCUGCUGCGUCGCCACGACCGGCCAUCAUCACCCCGCUCAUCGAUACCCUAUGUUGCGGCGGUUUUUCCCUACUGUUGAUGGGCGGGUUCCUGCUCUAUGCGCAGUUCUUGCCCCGCACCACCAUGGGGCAACUCAAUCUAGAAGAGUUGCUGUUCCUGGCUGCGGUGGUCAACUGGCCGCAUUUCAUGGCCUCUUACCGGCUUCUCUAUAACUCGAAGGAAAACAUCACACAGCAUAAGUGGGCUUCCAUUUAUGUGCCCGGCUUGUUGCUGGCCUACAUGCUCGUGGCCUUUCUUACUGCUGGCGGAGGCAAUGGACCUUCGCCGUAUAUGAACAAGGACAUGUAUAGCCUGUUGUUCCUGGUCAGCAUUUUUUAUCUGGCCUGGCACUACACCGGUCAGGCCUGGGGCAUGACGGCCUCGUUCACGUAUAUCAAUCAACAGAAGAUGGAUGUGGUCGAUCGACGAUUGAUUCGUUUCGGUUUGCGAGUGCUGUUGGCGUGGCAUGUGGUGUGGGCCACGCAACCAUUGGAGCUUCCCGCCUCUUGGCACGCCGUGUUGUGGCCCACACAUAAGAUUCUCAGCCUGGUGGCGCUGGGGAGUAUCCCGCUGGGGGUUUACGGCUUCUGGCGAAUCUCCAAACGUUCGGGCAAGCCUCCAGCGGUGCGUGCCGUGCUUCCUUGGGGCACGAUGUACUUGUGGUACACGCUGGUGAAUUUCUAUCCCUCCGCGUUUUUCUGGCUGCAGAUUUCCCAUGCUUUGCAGUACUUGAUCUUCCCCAUGCGCGUCGAGAUGAACCGGAUGGCCGCGCGAAACUCGCUUGAUGGGCAGCAGCCGCGCUCUCCAGUGGGUCACAUGCUCGUGUACUACUGCACGCUGGUGCUUCUGGGGCUGGCGGUGUUUCUGUUGCCCGAAAUGCUGGUUGGCCAGCGCGAUCCUUCGCAAUAUUUGGCAAUUACCAUCGCUGCUGCCGUGAAUAUCCAUCACUACUUUGUGGAUGGAUGCAUCUGGAAAAUCAGCGAUCCCCAGAUAAGAUGGCCCCGACAGAAGUCGGCUUCCCGCAUUCUGGAGACCUUUCUUGUGAUCGAGUCGUCAACCACCACACGUCGUGAGUUUCUUUCCCGUAGCGGGCAAAUCGCAGCCGCAGCGGCCACCGCAGCCGCAGUGCUCCCGAAGGGAAGGGCCGCCGCAUCGCCGAAUGGAAAGGUUGCAUUAGGCAUUAUCGGCUGUGGUGGAAUCAUGAACAUGCACGUCCGAGGGCUGGUGCAGCGCCAAUCCGCCGUCGCGUUCAACGCGCUUUGCGAUGUCGAUCCUGGGCAAAUCGCCAAAGUCAGAAAACACAUUGGCGACUUCCAAACCCAUUCACCAAGAGAAUCGGCCGACUAUCAGGAAGUUCUUGACAACAAAGAAAUCGAUGCCGUGAUCAUCGCCACGCCGCACCACUGGCACAUCCCCAUCGCCCUGGCCGCGUUGGCUGCCGGAAAGGAUGUCUAUCUAGAGAAGCCAGCUUCGCACGUCUUUGCAGAAGGUCCGCUGCUGAUCGAAGCAGCGAAGAAAUACAACUGUGUCGUGCAGCACGGCACUCAGAUGCGAUCGAGCAAAGUCACCGAAGCUGCCGGCAAGUUGCUCGAUUCCGGAAUUCUAGGCGAGGUGAAGAUCGCCAAGGCCUGGAACGUGCAAGACCGCGGAGCGAACGAGGUCGUGCCCGACUCCAAUCCUCCGACGGGAGUGGACUACGAUCGCUGGCUGGGCCCGGCUCCGGAGCGACCCUUCAAUGUGAACCGCUUCCACAGCAACUGGCGCGUGUAUCGCGACUACGGCAAUGGCGACAUCGGCGACGAUGGAGCCCACGAUAUUGACAUGGCCCGGUGGGGGUUGGGGGUAGAGACGCUACCCACGCAGGUCACUGCCCACGGUAGCACGGUCAAGCUUCGUGGUGAUCGAGAGUACCCAGACAACAUGAUGGUCGCCUAUCAGUACCCCGACGACAAAGUCAUGCUUUACGAAGACCGUCUCUUCACGCCCUACGGCCUUCACGGUUUCGACAGCGGGAAUGCCUUCUAUGGAACCGAAGGCUAUAUGAUCUUCUCUCGACGUGGUUACUUUCAGGUUUACUUGGGCCCCAAAGAGGAGAGAGGCCCGGGUGUGCCCGACGAAAUCCGUGGGAAUGCAGGCCGGGGCUACGUCGAGCACAUGGAAAACUUCCUGGCCUGCUUGCGAACCCGCGAGGCGACCAACGCCACUCCAGAAACUGCCCAUCUCUCUUGUGGGGCGAUCCAUCUGGGUGAAAUCGCCUACCGCACCGGUGGUCGGAUUGAAUUCAGCCCAGAGUCGGGAACUAUUCAAGACAAUCCCGAGGCCACGGCGUUGCUUACCAAGCAAUAUCGCUCGCCCUACACCCUGCCAGAGGACCGCUCAUUGAGGUCCCGCUGGUCUGGACUUUCUUUGUCCGUGGACGAUCCAAAGCGCAGACGGCAGGCCGAGGGCCUGCAGACCAAUGUCAGCCGCGGUACGUUUCGCACCAUCAUUGGUGUGAUUGGCGACGAGACGAAACUACCCGAGACCACCUUGCAAGCCAUUCCCGGCGUGGCCCAAGUCGUGCCCAUCCUGCCGCCCUAUAAGUUGGCGAGCCUUGAAGCUCAGCCCGAGCCCUCGGUGGUCGAUGUCGCCGGGGUGAAGAUCGGCGGUGGCAACCUGGCGAUGAUCGCCGGCCCGUGUGCUGUGGAAAGUGCCGAGCGAAUGGACGCGAUUGCCGGGGCGGUCAAGGCUGCGGGUGCGAAUAUCCUUCGCGGAGGAGCCUACAAGCCGCGAACAAGCCCGUAUGCGUACCAGGGCAUGGGCGAAGAUGGUUUGAAGAUUCUUCGCGACGCCGGCGACAAGCACGGCAUGCCUGUGGUGACUGAGGUGACCGACCCUCGCUGCGUCGAACUUGUGGUCGAAUACUCCGAUAUGCUCCAGAUCGGCGCUCGAAACAUGCAGAACUUCGUUCUGCUGACCGAGGUGGGCCAAACCAAGAAGCCGGUCCUGCUCAAACGUGGGAUGAGCGCCACGAUCGAUGAUCUGUUGAUGAGCGCCGAAUACGUGCUCUCGCAAGGUAACCACGAAGUGGUGCUUUGCGAGCGUGGCGUGAAAGGAUUCGACACCUCGACACGCAACCUGUUCGAUGUGGCGGCGGUGCCUUCAGUAAAGAUGCGGUCGCAUCUGCCGAUCAUCGUCGACCCGAGUCACGCCACCGGAAAACCGGCCCUAAUUCCCCCGUGUGCGUUAGCGGGUAUUGCCGCGGGAGCCGAUGGGGUUCACAUUGAGGUGCACAACUGUCCGGAAGAGGCGGUCAGCGACGGGCCCCAAGCCCUGCUGCCGGAGCAGUACGCCGAAGUUGCCGCACAGAUUCGAGACCUGGCGGAACUGUUAGGAAAGAAGAUUCACGCCUUGACUGGAGGCUCGAUUGCCCUGGCGAAAGCCGUGGCCGAUGGAGCGGCGGCAAUUGGCGACCUCGACUGGCUGGUAUGCCCCCCGAGUGUGUAUCUCGACGCCGUGAGAGAAGUCCUGAAAGAAUCGCCCGUCAGUCUCGGAGCACAGAACGCCUAUCACGAGCCGAAGGGGGCCUUCACUGGGGAACUCAGCAUGGCGAUGCUGACCGAUGUGGGCUGCAACCACGUGAUUCUGGGGCACAGCGAGCGACGCCACGUCCUCGGCGAAACCGACGCGGAUAUUCAAAAGAAGGUGGUCGCCGCCCUGGCCGCAGGGCUCACGCCGAUCGUCUGCGUGGGUGAGUUGCUUGAAGAGCGUGACCAAGGCCGCACGGCCGAUGUGGUUGGCGAGCAGUACGCUGGCUCAACGAAAGAUCUCACCGCCGAGCAGAUGCAAGCAUGCGUUUUGGCCUACGAACCCGUCUGGGCCAUCGGCACCGGUCGCGUGGCCACUCCAGAACAGGCUCAGGAAGUCCAUACGGAUCUUCGCAAACUCGUGGCCGAUCGCUACAAUUCGGACGUCGCGGCCGCGGUGCGAAUUCUGUAUGGAGGCAGCGUUAAGCCCGACAAUGCCGGCGAACUCCUUGGCCAAGCCGAUAUCGAUGGUGCCCUGGUUGGCGGAGCCAGCCUGAAAGCCGAGGAUUUUCUGGGGAUCGGCAAAACUGCCGUGAUGGGAGACUUUGUAGGUAACUCCUUAAUGGUCCUGUUGUUACUGACAGGCCUGUUUCUAAUCCUGAUCAUUCUGCUGCAACGUGGACGCGGCGGUGGUCUCGUCGGUGCGUUCGGCGGCAUGGGUGGACAGAGUGCCUUUGGCGCCAAAGCUGGCGAUGUCUUCACCCGGGUCACCAUCGUUGUGGCUACCGUGUGGAUCUUGCUGUGUGUGGUCACGGUCAAAUAUUUCAGCGAGGAAUCGGGCGCGCUCGACCGUAAUAUGGGCUCCCAGGCCCCCGUGUCAGAGUCGACCGCGGUCGAUUCGAAUGCUCCCAUCGAUCCCAGCGAUACUUUCGUUCCAGCGGCCACGGGAGAACCGGCCGCCGGCAACACAGGACUCGAGUCUGAGAUCGAGGGGCUCGUUCGCAAGCAUAUCCGUCGCGGAACCGUGCAGGUAAGCCUCUGGGUCGACCGCCCCCGCAGUCCUGACGACUAUCGAAUUGAUGUCGCAGUGCUGGACAGCUACCGCAAGCAGCUCGAAGACGUCCAUAGUCGCUGGCACGUGGUCGAGUCGGUCAGCCUCGAGCAGCUCUUGCAACUGCCCGGUGUGGUCAACGAGAACUCAGGCAAGAAUGGCGAUCUGCAGGAAGAGUGGCCCCUGAUCAGUCGAGUGCUGGAACAAUCGCUGGUGAACCUCGACAAAAUGCGUCAGAGCGAGGGCACGGCAAUGAAAACCGAUCUCCGCUCGAACACGCAGACCAUUUCCGAGGAACUGGAAUCCAUCGCCAGUCGGGCCCCCAGCGUGGUUGACGCCUAUCGCGAUCGUUUGCACGAGCGAGUGACGAAAACGCUCGAGAAAUACAAUGUAAGCCUCGAGCCCGGCGACUUGAUUCGCGAGGUGAGCCUGUUCACCGAACGGAGCGAUAUCUCUGAGGAAAUCGUGCGGAUGCGCAGCCAUCUCGAGCAGUUCGACUCCACGCUCGACCUGAAGGAGAGCACCGGUCGUAAGCUUGAAUUCCUCACGCAGGAAAUGUUCCGCGAAACCAACACGAUCGGCUCGAAAUCGAACGAUGUCGAGAUUUCAAGGCACGUCAUCGAAAUCAAAGCCGCCAUCGAAGAGUUCUCCCGCCGCCGGGAGAGGGGGGAUUUCCUCGAGUGUUUCGAGUUAUUCGCCGGCGAUGGGAAGACUGGCCGCUGGUACGGAACUCUGCGGGAGGACGUUACCUCUGGUCUAGAAGCCGGGAAAUGGGUAGUUUUAGAGAUUGACAUCAAUGGCACCGAGGCGGUUCUCCAGCAGUUUCCACACGCCGUCACCAUCUUCGUGCGGCCCAAAUCGUACGCCGACCUGGAGCGGCGUCUUCGCGAGCGAGGCACCGAGACCGGCGAAGCAUUGGCUAGUCGGUUGGCCGUGGCCCGCCGCGAACUAGAGACCGGCGAGAAAUAUCAGUAUCAGAUCAUCAACGACGAUUUGGACGAGAUCGUCAAGAAGGUUGGCGGUCGUUUCAAACUCUCGACGCUGAUCCAAAAGCGUCUCGUGCAACUCACCGCCGGCGCGCGUCCGCUGGUCGAUUUGGACACGAACGACAAGCUGAAGAUCGUGAUCGCCGAGAUCAUGAACGACAAGAUCUACCUCGAUUCCUCCAAGGAACUGCUGGUAACCGGCGAACCCACCGAGGAAGCCGGCGGACCGCCCGAGUUGGAUCUCAGUCGCGAAAUCGUGGUCGGCGUCACCGGCGGAAUCGCCGCCUAUAAAACGGCCGGCCUGGUGAGCAGCCUGGUGCAGUCCGGUGCCGGGGUCUCCGUCGUCAUGACCGACGCCGCACGCCAGUUUGUCGGCGAGGCCACCUUCGAGGCCCUCACCGGUCGCCCGGUAGCCACGCGGGUGUUCCACGACGACGAUCACCCUCUGGGGGCCCACAUCUCCCUGGCCGAAAAAGGCGACCUGCUGUGCGUUGCCCCCGCCACGGCCAACUUCAUUGCCAAGACUGCCCACGGACUGGCCGACGACCUGCUGAACACGCUCCUGCUCGCUUUCACGGGUCCCAUCGUGGUUGCCCCGGCGAUGAACUGCGAAAUGUGGGAGAAGCCCGCAGUUGCCCGUAAUGUGGAGACGCUACGAGCCGAUGGCAUCAUCAUCGUCGACCCCGAGGAAGGUUGGCUGAGUUGCCGCCGCCGUGGAGUGGGAAGAAUGGCAGCCCCUGAGCGAAUCGAGCAGGCGGAACGCCCCCACGGUUCGCUGGCGAUGGCCUACCUUCGGCUGCUCCGCAUCCCCAACGUGUUCACCGCCAUGGGCGACGUGAUGAUGGGCUUCCUGCUCUUGCACGUUUCGCUGGCUCCCUGGUCGGUGUUUCUGCCGCUGCUGGCCGCCAGUUGCCUGAUCUACAUGGCCGGUAUGGUGCUCAACGAUGUGUUCGACCACAAAGUGGACGCGGUCGAACGCCCUGAACGUCCGAUACCCUCCGGAAGGAUACGCCUCAGCACGGCUCGCUGGCUCGGGUUCGAACUGCUGAUCGUCGGUGUCGCGCUCGCCUGGCUGGCAGGCUCGCUCGGCGGAUAUCUCGCGACGGGUGUGGUAGCCACGCUGCUCGCACUUGCGGUACUCGGAUACGACGCCUGGUUGAAGAAAACCCCCGCAGGCCCGGUGGCCAUGGGAUCCUGUCGAACGCUGAAUGUCCUGCUGGGCGCCAGCGUGGGAGGCGGGCUAGCGCAGCCGGCCUUCUGGUGGAUUGCUUUGGGGAUUGGCGUCUACAUCGUGGGCGUUACGUGGUUCGCGCGAACGGAAGCCCGCGAGAGCAACUCACUGCAUUUGGCGGCCGGGCUUUCGGUGGCCAUCACUGGCAUCGCCAUUCUCGCCGGGUUCCCGUUCCUGCUCGAUCCCUCGAAACCUGGAGUGACCGAACUUCGCCUUCCCCACAGCGCCUGGCUGAUCCUGAUAGGACUUCUAGCUCUUUCCAUCGCUCGCAGGGCCACCCCUGCGGUGUUCGACCCCACACCCGCCAAGGUGCAGGCCGGGGUGAAGCUUUGUAUCCUCUCGCUUAUCGUUCUCGAUGCCGCCGUUGUGCUGGCCGUGCGUGGAUCUUUCUGGGGUGUUUGCGUUCUCGCCUUGCUGGCAAUUCAUGCCUCGCCGAACGGCUCACGCUUAUUUCCGAUCUCCCACCCUGCGGAAUUCGCAAUGACUCAACCCGUUGUAUUAUUGUCUGUGCCGGCUCUUCGUCAGCAAGAUGUCGACUCGAUGCCGAACCUGUCGCGUCUGGCGGGCAACGGCGAUCGCGCGGCCAUUUCGCCGGGGUUUCCGGCGGUCACCUGCCCGGUGCAGGCCAACAUGACUACGGGAGUCACACCCGACCAACACGGCGUGAUUGCCAACGGGUUUUUCUAUCGCGACCGUGGCGAGUUCGAGAUGUGGACCGCCUGGAACGAAUGCAUCUUGGCACCGCAAAUCUGGGACACGCUGCACGAGCAGCGGCCCGGCACUACGUCGGCCGUGUGGUUUCCGCUGCACAGCAAGGGGUGCGGUGCCGACCACAUUUGCACGCCGGCCCCCAUUCACAACCCCGACGGCACCGAGACCAUGUGGUGCCAUACCCGGCCCGAGGAUUUAUACCCGCAGCUCAUCGAGAAGCUCGACCAAUUCCCCUUACACCAUUUUUGGGGCCCGCUGGCGAACAUCUCUUCCAGCGAGUGGAUCGCCGACAGCGCUGUCCAAGCGGCUCGGCAGUACCGGCCCGACUUCUUUUACAUCUACCUGCCCCACCUCGACUACGCCGCCCAACGCGUGGGGCCCGACGACCCAUUGGCGGCCCUGGCCAUCCAACAGCUCGAUGAAGUGCUGGGUCGACUCUUCGAAGAUUUUCGCGCGGCUUACGAGACCGAUCCGUUGUGGAUCGUGGCCAGCGAAUACACGAUCAUGCCGGUCGAUCACGUGGUUUACCCUAACCGUGUAUUGCGGAAAGCUGGCCUGCUGAAGGUGCUCGACGAUACGUCCUCGGGCGAAGUUUUGGACGUGGGUGAAAGCCCCGCCUGGGCGAUGGCCGAUCAUCAGCACUCACAUGUAUUCGUGCGGAAUGCCGACCCGCAGGUCAUCGAUCGUGUCGCCGCGUUGUUCAAGAACCACAAGGGCAUCGCCGAGGUGUUGGUUGGCGGAGACCGCAAACGAUACGACCUCGAUCAUCCUCGCAGCGGGGAUGUGGUUCUGGUCUCCGAACCCAAUAGCUGGCAGGCUUAUUACUACUGGCUCGACGAUACCCAGGCUCCGGACUUUGCCUACAACGUCGACAUCCACCGCAAGCCGGGCUACGACCCGAUUGAGAUGCACCUCGACAUCGCCGACCCUCGGGUGCCGCUGGAUGCAACGCUGGCGAAAGGCUCCCACGGUGCUCCGCCACUGUCGGAGGCCCAGCGGGGUGUGAUCCUCGCCUCGCAGCCGGGCGUGUUUGAAACCCAAACGAUUGCAGACACUGAAGUCUACGGCACCGUGCUACGCCAGUUCGGCAUCUAG
Messenger RNA from Cladocopium goreaui, 8640 nucleotides. NCBI's taxonomy places the organism in Eukaryota, Dinophyceae, Suessiales, Symbiodiniaceae. The record is from the annotation of a GenBank genome assembly.